UUCAAAAGGUGACUCGACAGUAACUCAUUUUUGAUCGCAUAGUUCCUGCAGAACGGAGUAUCGCAGGAGGGUACUCCCCAAGGGCGAACAAAUCGUUAUGUUUCGAUUGUGACGAUAGUAGUACGGUCCUGACUUUUUACACACAUGUGAAAGCGUCGAGAAGUCUUGGGAGAUGACGACAGGGACAUUUUUGCCCGGGUGACAUUUGUUGUUAUCAAGCUUGGUAAGUUGUGCACUGAUUCAGAAGGAUUUUACUCCACUCAAGUGUUCUGAUUGGAUUUACAAAAUGAGUUUUAUUGGUCGAGUAACGUAAUGGGCGUGAUUUACAAAAGUAAAGUAAUGGGAAUGGCCGCGAGGAAAUUCGCGUCGUGAACUGUGAGAGCGUUCACGUUGAGCUGUCCGGAAAAGUUAACUCGACUACCUGUAAAUUAGAGGGGGUGGUUUUAUACUUUGUGAAAAAUUAGGAUCAAGCCGCGAGGACAUUCGCGGACUUUCUGAAGAAUUUAGCAAGAAUAAAUAAACAUUUUAUAAAUUUCUCAUAUUUCUGCAACAUCUAAAAGAUCUUCGGAAAACCUUUAUUGAUGAAGACUUCUAAAGAUGCUUAACGUAUAGCGAAAUAUGUUGACUAUAAUUAUUGAUGAAAGAAACCAGGUCAUCAUUGGUGAUAGGCCCCCCUGUAUUUUGGCGCAAAAAUGCAACCUCUGCAGUUACCUCAGCUACGGUACCUACUGAUUAAGCAUCAGAAAAACCCGCGUGUGUCAAAUAAUUUCAGAAUGUCAAUUCCGGGUCCAAUGGCAAAAUUUCGAAAAAUGAAGCGCGCAAAUUGAGUAGACCCAGCUAAUUACAAAAUUUCUCGCAACUAGUAUGUCUCAGAGCAUAACCAAAAGGCUCGAAGAUCUUGAGAAAGAGAUACAAAUCUUACUCACCCUUCAAGACAUCGGAAGCAGCGGUUGCCAUGUCUUGAGGGGAAAAUCGGUAACGAGACACGCCGAUGGCAAUGUCGAACGAAUCGAAUUCGAAGGAAGUAAUUGCUUAAAAGCCAAAUCCAUCUGUAGCACCCAGGCGAGUUCCCCGACCGUUGGAAAUACACAAACGAUUAGAUUUGAAGAUGGCACCAGGACGCCCAAAACGGCGAAAAGCUCUUGCGUUUGUGGCACAAAACCAGUUAGCGGUGAAAUAUCAACGGCGAAAUCAGACAGCGAAAAUGAGACAAAAUCUGAAGACUCAAAAAAGUCGAAGAAAAAGUCAAAACGUGGAAAAUCGAAGAAAGGCGCAGGUGACAAGGUUGCACCUAAAGACGACGAAGAUCACUUACAGAAAUUGCAAGAGAACUUUGCCGACUUAGAAGUAAAGCUGCAGGCAGCCGAGGAGGAGAAAUCAAUGGCGCUAACAGCAAACGCUUCUCUUAAACAGACAAACGACGAACUGCGUGCAAACGAAGACUCGAAUUUGAGCAAAAUCGCUAUCUUAAAACAACAAAAUGAAGAGUUACUCAGACGUUUAGAGGCGGAAAAAGACAACAGGAGCGCUCUCGAGGAAAAAGCUAAAGCGAGCCAUGAAAGAGAGAAGAAAACUUUGGAAAGGUUGGAGGUACACACCGCGAAGUCGACGAAGAAAUUUAGGAAGCGCAGUGAAGAACUAACGUCGGUCGUUAAGGCUCGCGACGCGCACAUUCGAAAAUUAUCCGACACCACUGACAAACUCGUCGAUAGUAUCACGGAGAAAGAGCACGAAAAGCGGCGUUUAAUUGAAGCGCGUGACGAGGCCGCGCGUCACCUCCUGGAGGCGCAACACGCGAACAGAAAUCUUCUCGAAACCAACGCCGCGCUGUUGCGAAACCUGAAAGACUCGCAGGAGAAGUUCCAGGCCGAAAAGCAAAACUCGCAAAAGAUGGCGAAGCAGAUCGGGCAAGUUAAGAACGAGUCGGACAAGCUGAAAGAGGAAAUGGAGAGGCUGCGAACCAGGCUCAAAACCGCGCUGGAAGGUCCCAGAGAGGCGAGACACCUUGCCAAGUUGGAGGAACGAGUGCGCGAAAGUCGCGAACGCGAGGAGAUCUGGCUGAACGAAACCGCCCUAAUGGAGGCCAAGCUGAAGGAGCUACAGGACGAGCAGAAUAAAGCGAGCGAGGCGUUCGACUCUGAGCUGGAGUACAUGCGUGUGGCUAACGUGAAGUUGAAGAACAAAUACGAGAAGGCCAUAGACCAGGUUGAACAGUUGAAGGUGGACAACGAAGCUAGGAUUGCCGAAAUGAAAGAGGACUUUGAUAAAAUUUCAGCGGAUUUCGCGAAGAAAUUCGAGCAUUUGCGUAAAGAGAAGAAGACGCUGCAAGGUGACUUCGACCAGCUCGCCACUGCGUCGCAGCGAGACAGAGAAGCUCUGGAACAGCUGAUUGCCAGAACAAAAAAGCAGGACGAAGUGAUUGCGGCCCAACAGGACGCCCUACUUAAUAAGGACGAUAAAUUGGGAAUGUUUCUUAAAGACAACGCUAAUCUGAUGGAGCAAGUUAGGUCGGCGGAGACUAAGGUAAAUGCGCUGAAGAACACGCUGGAAGAGCAAGUCGCUGUUGGAUCGGAUGUCAAUUUGGAAAUUGACAAUUUGAAAGCGCAGAUUCAACACGAGCGCGAGGAACUCAUACGUAAGGACGUCACGAUCUCGCAGCACAUCUGCAAAGUGGAGCAGCUAGAGCACGAGCUGGCCAAUACCGAAGAUAAACUGAAGAGCGCUUUAGAAGAAUGUCGACUAGCAAACGAAGAAUCCAAGAGGACAAUGGAGGAGUUACACUUGGUUUCUUGCAAAUUGCAAGUGUGCGAAGGGAAGCAGGAGGUAAUGCGAAGAAGCUUGACCGAGGACAAGGUAAAAGUGUGCGAAGAAGGCGAUGGGCAGACGCUGUCCGCUAGAACGUUUGCCGUUUCGGCGCAGUUCGAGAAGAAGCUGGCGCUGAUGGAAGAGGAAAACCGAUUGCAACUCGAUCUGGUCGCGAAGGAGAAAGACCAUGCCGUUUACGCCGCCAAGUUUUCAACCCAAAAGCUGUUAGAAACCGUAACCGACUUCCAGCGGCAGGUCGACGUGUACAAGCAAUUACAGUUGAUGCUGGUCAAAAUCUUGCAGGAGAAAGAGGAAUGCAUUCAAGAGAUGCAGAGAUGUCCACGUUGUCCGAUACACAGGGAACCUGUUAGGAAAAAGUCUAGGAGCAGAAGAUGUCGUAGCUGUUCUGUGAACGAGUCAAAUUAAUUUUGUUUAUAUACUAUUUUGUUUGUUAUCUACUUACAGCAACUAAAUCUGACCAAAUUAUUUCGCUC
Molecule: messenger RNA, 3299 nt
Organism: Photinus pyralis (common eastern firefly)
Lineage: Eukaryota; Metazoa; Arthropoda; Insecta; Coleoptera; Lampyridae
Product: restin homolog
Exons: 10
Coding region: 865-3231 (788 amino acids)
Source: RefSeq, a predicted model, not a curated record